This is a messenger RNA of Rotaria sp. Silwood2, 244 nucleotides long. NCBI's taxonomy places the organism in Eukaryota, Metazoa, Rotifera, Eurotatoria, Philodinida, Philodinidae. The record is from the annotation of a GenBank genome assembly.
UUUUACCAAACGAUCACAUGAGCAUGAUGUUGAUUUACUUGAUUGUCCACAACGACAGGAAUUAGAAUGUGAUGAAUGUCGUAUAAUCCAACAAGAUGAAAAUUUAGCUCAAGCAUUAUCAAUUAAUCUCAAUGAACGACGACCAUCACCAAUUGUGUAUACAAAUUUCUUACGUGAUUAUGCCAGGAGAAAUUUAGAACUUGUUCAAGCUAUUGAACGAAAAUUUAGUCUACUUGUUACAUAA